UGUGUGCGGACGUGUCGACGGAUCGAGCAGCGGUGGCAGUUGGUCCCAGUUGAGUGCUGACUAGUGUUGUUGUUUUUUUACAAAGUCUCUCAGCGUUUCAGCUACCGUGAACUCAGUAAACAUUUCGGUGUGUGAAUGUGUGUGUGUGUGAGCAAACGAAAAGUGUAAACAAAACAGAAACGAAGAGAGCAGUGCACAUUUGCGUGUUUUUUGUACGUGCGUGUGUGUGACGUCACAGCCAAGCGGCAGUACAGUGUAGCGGCUGAAUUAAUGACAUGAAAAUGAUCGGCAGCGAUUACGUUUUGGAGGCGCACAACAUUUUCCACACUACAGAGGUGGAUGGCGGUGGUUGCUUCAAUGGCGGCGGCAUCCCAGCGCUGGUGCUCAAAGGCGUCAACUUGACAGUGCACAGUGGUGAAGUGAUGGCCAUUUUGGGCUCCAAAGGCAGCGGCAAACGUGCCUUGUUGGAUGUCAUUGCACGUCGCGCUGAUGGCACAACGCGUGGCCAAGUUCUGCUCAAUGGUUCGCCGCUAACGAAAGCACUCUUUCAGCAACGUUGCGGCUAUGUGACACAAUCGUGCACUUUCAUACCGGGACUAACGGUGGCGCAGACGCUGCAUUACACGCCAACUAUACUUUCCGGUUACUUGAAAAGCUCAAAAGUACGUCAAGUCCUGGCCGACUUGGCGCUAUCUCAAGUGGCUCACAAACGUGUCGAAUAUUUGAAUAUGAGUGAAGCCCGUCGGCUAGCUAUUGGCAUACAGCUAGUAAGAGAUCCAGUUAUGCUCCUGCUCGACGAACCCACACAGGGCUUAGAUCCGCUCAGCGCUUAUUUGCUAAUAUCGAUACUUUCGAACAGCGCCAAGAAGACUGGUUGCGGUAUAUUGCUCUCUUUGGAAAAACCACGCUCCGACGUAUUUCCUUUUCUCGAUCGCGCAUUGUUUCUCUGCUUGGGCGGUGUAGUGUACUCGGGCGGUACGCGAGCAAUGCUCGAAUAUUUUCAUAGUAUUGGAUUUCCCUGUCCACAACUCGAAAACCCAUUGAUGUACUAUCUCUGCUUGAGCACUGUAGAUCGCAGAAGCCGCGAUCGCUUUUUAGAGUCCAGCCAGCAGAUUGAAGCUUUGGUGGAGCGGUUUUCGCGUGAAACUCCCAUGUCCGAUGCGCCGCUCAAUACGAUGGGUAGUGGUAAAGUGCCGUUGGCAUAUGGUAAACCCGGUGAAUUGAAAGUCUGGAUUAUGUUGUAUCUCAAACUACUUGCUUCAACCUUUUCGUGUGGCAUCUCCGGCAUGAAAGCGCUCUUCAUGCGCUUGCUGUUGCUGCCCAUAGCGAUGGCGCUCAUGUGGCUCUUUUACACCGAUGUGGGCGACGAUGCGCACGGCUUCUUCAGCAAGAAUGGCAUGAUACUCAAUAUUAUUGGUUUGGCCUACGGCUGUGGCACACUCACCACAAUAUCCCUAUUUCCAAUCUGGCGCAAACGUUUCUCACAGGACACACCUGAAGGUCUAUACUCGGGCGCUACUCUCUUGAUCGCCUACAACUCCAUAGCAAUACCCUUCUCGUUGAUAUCGGCGGUGUUUGCCAGUUGCGUCAUAUAUCCCCUGCUUCUGGAUCCGAAAUUUCCCAACGGCACCGUUUUCGCCUAUUUGUUGGUGGCGCUGUGGUCCAGCUUUGUUCUCGCCGAACAGUUGAGCAUCGCCUUCCUGUUGGUUGUGAAGGUGCCCUUCAACGCCGCCAUUGCCGUCACCUACAUUCUCGUCAUCAGCAUAGCCUUGGCCAGCGGCACUGUGCGUUCGUUCAAAGGCCUCCAGCCGUGGUUGCAGGAAAAUACAAAGGGUACGCAUACCCGUUAUGUGUCGUCGUUGCUGCACAGCAUUGCCUUUCAAUCGCGCAAAAUGAAUUGUACACCCACAGCGUCCGUUAUAUGCCCUAAACCGGCCGAUUUUCUACACGAACGUCUCGGCAUGGCCGAUCCUGAUGAAACCAUUGAUGUUGCCGCCUCGUGUGCUUUCGCCGUUGGGUUGGCGGCUUUUAAUAUGUUGCUCUAUCUAUUCCCGAUGCCCAGAUGUGUGAAACAGAAGUUCAAAGACUGAAAAAUUGGCGGGGAAGCGGAAACUUAUUGCUCCUUUUGAUCCAUUGUACUACAUUUUGGGUUAAGCUCUAUAAUAUUAUAAUUUCUAAUUAACAAUAAAUGUACUUAAGACUGUAA
This is a messenger RNA of Bactrocera tryoni, 2206 nucleotides long. RefSeq names its product ATP-binding cassette sub-family G member 5. The record is from RefSeq and is a predicted model, not a curated record. Gene Ontology annotation, molecular function: ATP hydrolysis activity; ATP binding. Bases 276 to 2090 code for a protein of 604 amino acids. NCBI's taxonomy places the organism in Eukaryota, Metazoa, Arthropoda, Insecta, Diptera, Tephritidae. The transcript has 11 exons. Gene Ontology annotation, cellular component: plasma membrane.